UGUUGGUGCGGCGUUGUUUUUGGACAUACUGUAGUAGUUGCUCUUGCGGAUGGCGCAUGAAGCGCGACGACGACGAAUUGUACUGUUAGUGUGCCGUCGGUAGCAGUGUGCCGUGGACGAGUGUGACGAUGUAACGCUACUAUUUGUUGCAUUCACCGUUGAGUUGUUGUUGUAGUUGUGCGGUUUAUCAUUUCGACUCUGUUGUUUUGCGAGCGUAUGGGCUAGUGGCGCGUCGCGUAGCAACCGUUAAGUGUGAAAACAAAAGGCGGAAAAAAUAACAACAACAGCGAAAGAGAGCAGGCAACAGCGCAAAAUAACCGCUCAUUCUGCAGGUUUUUGCAUUUGUGCGUGUGUCUCCUUUGUUUUGCUGCAUUUAAUUAGCCUGGCAGCUGAAGCAAUUUAACAACAACAAGUGCCCAGCCUGAGUCAAUGAAAGCAACAAACAAAUAUGUGUAAGCAAGCGCAGACAGACAACAAGUAAAUCAGCAGUCGUUUAUGCGAAAAAGUUGUAAAAUGUGAUGGACUCAAGGGGAUGCGGCCCUGCAGUGGGAGUUUGUCACACUGUAAGCGCUGAAGCCAAAAUUUAAACCAGUUGUAAAACAAGUCAUUUAUACAAUUCAACAAAGCAACAACAAAACAUACGUGAACUCUAAUAAACUAGCGAAGAACGCAACAACAAUAACAAUAGAAAACGUGCAUAACACAAAUAGACAUCCAACGAAAAAAGAAAAGUGCAGAAAAAAACGAAAACUGACGAAAAUAGCGAACCAAAAGACAAAAGUCUAAGUCGCGCAAACAAAAAUUGAAAGACCUCACAUACCAAAAUAAAUUUAGACUGAAACCUUUUUUUGUAGCCAGGCCAAGCUAAGCCGAAAGCAACGAAAAAAUUCACAAAAAAAGAGGGCAACAAAAUUGCAAGUGCAUAAAUGGGUUCACGCACAAAAACACACAACAACAACAAAUACAUACAAAAUAAAAGAAGUGCGCCGAUAUUAAAAGCGACUGCAAAACAGUCAGAGCGCCACAGCGAGAGUGACAGUGACAGCUUUGUCACUAACUUUGCAAAAGCGUUGACGAACAACAACAACCAAAAUAAUGGUGAAGUGACACAAAAAGAGCACAAUAAAAAUAUAACAACAAAUAAUAAGGCUCCAGCAGCGUCCUGCUGCGGCUAGGCUCGCAAGCGAUUACAAUAAAGAAUGCGCAAAGCGCACAAAGACGAGAAAAAUAAUUAAAAAUUUCACAAAUUUCCCAGAUAAAACAAGUGAAGUGCUACAAACUGUUGCAACAGCUGCAGCAACAACAAAAACAACAACAAUAUCACCACCGCUGCUACGUUCCAUAUCAGUCGCUGAGCGGCGAGCAAACCGUGCGGUCAGCCACUUCCAACAACAACAACAUCAGAGUAGCAAAAACAAUAGCACAUUGACAAUGUCACCACUUGUCAGCAAACUCAGCAAGACUUUCCGCUGGCUGCGCUGGUCCACCAUUUGUGCCAUACUCUUCUACAUGUUCUUCAUUGGACUGAUACUGCACAGCACCACAUACAAACUGCAGCACACGCUCAAAUCGCGGGCGGGGAGCGGCGAUGGCGGAGCGGCACAACAGGCAGGCGCGCUGCCACAACAAAUGCUGGAAUACUCAAAUAAAUAUCCAAUAGAAGCGAAAGCAGCAAUACAACAACAAAGUAGGCUAACAAAAGAAGCGCUACAGCGAAGCGGACAAAAGAGUGUGGCCGAGAAGGUGGCAGUUUCGGCGGCGUUGCACGAGCAGUCGAGCGCAGCGAACGGAAAUAAUGUGCUGAAAACACCGCCGGAAGCUGUGUUGGCCACAACAUUUCAACAACAAAAUGCCCAGCAGCGCUUAAGUGGUGCUGGCAAUGGGCUGGCGAAGCGAGCGGGCAGUGAGAAGAGUACAGCGGCGCGUGUUGCUGCCGUUGUGGCUAACAACGCGGCCGGCGGUGGUGUGAGCGUGGGUGGCGCGCGGCAAGGCGGUAAACCUAGCGAACCGGAAACUGUUAUUUUAGCAGCGAGCUCCGUCAACGAGAAACAAAUUCUCGAGAAAGCAUUCAAACGCGCCGAUCGGGAUGGUAACUCUGAGUUGACAAUUCAGGAACUUGGUGUUUACAUAAAUCAGAAGAUCUUGGAUCAUAUUGAGGAGGCGAUACAAAAUAAUCCACACGAAUUUCAGCGUGUGGACAAAUCUCCCGCCGAUGGCUUAAUCACAUGGGAAGAAUAUCACACUUUCUUUCUCAAAGAACACGGCAUGACCGAUGCAGACAUUGAUGAGCACAAUGAGAUAAAACAUACAGCAUUGAAUAGAAAAGCGCGCGAGGAUAUGAUGCGCGACAAGGCACGUUGGUCGGAAGCAGCGCGCACCGAUCUCUUUAGUCUCACGAUCGAUGAGUAUCUUUCAUUUCGACAUCCCGAAUCGAGUAUAUCAAAUUUACUGGAAUUAGUUGAUGAUUUACUGCGACAAUUCGAUCAGGAUGGCGAUGAUCAGUUGACGAUCGAUGAGUUCUCCGAAGUAAAUGUGGAUGAUGAUGAGGAUUUACGCAGAAAGUCGCUCAUCUCACAGACCGUUGUGGAGAGAAGGGCGGAAUUCAAGCGAAUUAUUGAUAAGAAUAACGAUGGCAGGGCGGAUAGAGAGGAGUUAUUGAAUUAUGUAAAUCCGAAGACGCCACGUUAUGCGCUGCAAGAGGCGGCAACACUAUUCAGCUUAUGUGAUGAGAACAAGGAUGGACGACUGACGUUGAACGAGUUAACUGAGAAUGCGGAGAUUUUCCUCACCUCCAAAAUGAUAGACACGGCAAACAGUUUCCACACGGAAUUCUAAGUGCGCCAGCCAAAGUGAAUUAAUGAAUGGAGGAGAACUGGGGAACUGAAGAUUGCAACAAGUCUGUGCAAACAGACUGCAGUGUAUAUAAAUAAAAAGGAAAAAUUAGAUUUAAUUGGAAUCUGCACAAUUAUUUGCCUACUCGGAAAUUUAGUUUUCAGUUAUUUCAAAUACUUAGUCAAUUAAUUAGACUACAUUUUAUUAAAUUUAUCUUAGCCAAACUUUGUCAAAGAAACACAUCUUUUUUCUCAAAUUUAUCAAAAUGAAAAUAUUCGUUUUAGCUCAAUUUAAAAUUAUCAAAUGUUGAUGACAAUUUUAUCGAUCGUUAAACUGCUUAUUGAACUUAAUCGAACUAUCGGUUUAUGGCACAAAUCAAAAACAAA
Messenger RNA from Bactrocera neohumeralis, 3218 nucleotides. RefSeq names its product 45 kDa calcium-binding protein (gene myd). The coding region runs from base 1432 to 2835 and encodes 467 amino acids. NCBI's taxonomy places the organism in Eukaryota, Metazoa, Arthropoda, Insecta, Diptera, Tephritidae. The record is from RefSeq and is a predicted model, not a curated record. Gene Ontology annotation, molecular function: calcium ion binding. Gene Ontology annotation, biological process: calcium-ion regulated exocytosis. The transcript is spliced from 6 exons. Gene Ontology annotation, cellular component: endoplasmic reticulum.